Molecule: messenger RNA, 2392 nt
Organism: Dryobates pubescens (Downy woodpecker)
Lineage: Eukaryota; Metazoa; Chordata; Aves; Piciformes; Picidae
Gene: FYN
Product: FYN proto-oncogene, Src family tyrosine kinase
Exons: 14
Coding region: 579-2192 (537 amino acids)
Biological process (GO): T cell receptor signaling pathway; cell differentiation; innate immune response
Cellular component (GO): extrinsic component of cytoplasmic side of plasma membrane
Molecular function (GO): non-membrane spanning protein tyrosine kinase activity; signaling receptor binding; ATP binding
Source: RefSeq, a predicted model, not a curated record
CUCUGUGCGGGCGGCGAGCGAGCGGCGGCGGCGCUGCGGUUGCGCCAUCUGUCAGGAGCCCCAGUGGGAGGGGAGCGCCCGAGCCGCGCUCGCCCGGGCGGAGCGGAGGCGAGGCAGCAGCAACAACGCGGACAGCCGCUGCAAGCUCAUCCCUGCCUAGGCUGCAGCUCUACCGUCUCCUCCGCGCUGUGCCGGGGCUCGGCGCAGCGCGUCUGCCCACGGGGAGAGGCAGCGGAAGCCCCUCGCUGCGGGCGGCCGGGCGGGUGCAGCUGGUGGAGGAGCGGAACGAGGAGGAUGUGAGUGCGGCGGCGCCGCCCCGGCCCCGCGCUGCGCUGAGCCGAGCUGAGCCGAGCUGCUCCAGGGCAUGUUUUCAAGCCAUUUCUGAGGAAAUGUGGUGAAUGUAAACUUGCUCUGUUUGGGGGGGAAAUUCUGCUGAGGCUCACGUUAGCCCUUUUGGCCACAGCCUUCUGUGGGGAAUUCAUGUCGAGCUGACUGCCUCCCAGGAGCCCUGGUCUCAUAUUCAGUCUCUACUUUGGAGGAUAGAGUCCUCUCUCUCCCUCUCAUCCUGAUUUUAGAUAAUGGGCUGUGUGCAAUGUAAGGAUAAAGAAGCAACCAAACUGACUGACGAGAGGGAUGGCAGUUUAACUCAAAGCUCAGGCUACCGCUAUGGGACAGAUCCCACUCCGCAGCACUAUCCUAGCUUUGGUGUGACUUCGAUCCCAAACUACAACAACUUCCAUGCCACAGGAGGCCAAGGACUGACUGUGUUUGGUGGAGUCAAUUCCUCCUCUCAUACAGGGACGCUGCGUACGAGAGGAGGAACAGGUGUAACCCUUUUUGUGGCACUUUAUGACUACGAAGCAAGGACAGAAGAUGACUUGAGUUUUCAGAAAGGAGAAAAAUUUCAAAUACUGAACAGCUCGGAAGGAGACUGGUGGGAGGCCCGGUCCUUGACAACAGGAGAAACUGGUUACAUUCCCAGUAAUUAUGUGGCUCCAGUCGAUUCCAUCCAAGCAGAAGAGUGGUACUUUGGCAAACUUGGCCGAAAAGACGCCGAGAGGCAGCUGCUGUCAUUCGGAAACCCCAGAGGUACCUUCCUGAUCCGAGAGAGUGAAACUACCAAAGGUGCCUAUUCCCUGUCUAUCCGAGACUGGGAUGAUAUGAAAGGAGAUCAUGUCAAACAUUAUAAGAUUCGUAAACUUGACAACGGUGGCUAUUAUAUCACAACCCGGGCACAGUUUGAAACUCUCCAGCAGCUGGUUCAGCAUUAUUCAGAGAGAGCUGCAGGUCUUUGCUGCCGCUUAGUAGUCCCCUGUCAUAAAGGAAUGCCAAGGCUUACUGAUCUGUCUGUCAAAACCAAAGAUGUCUGGGAAAUUCCACGAGAAUCCCUACAGUUGAUCAAGAGACUGGGAAAUGGGCAGUUUGGGGAAGUAUGGAUGGGUACGUGGAAUGGAAAUACUAAAGUGGCUAUCAAGACCCUGAAGCCUGGCACUAUGUCUCCAGAAUCCUUCUUAGAAGAAGCCCAAAUCAUGAAGAAGCUAAAACAUGACAAAUUGGUCCAACUUUAUGCUGUGGUAUCUGAAGAACCUAUCUAUAUUGUCACAGAGUACAUGAGCAAAGGCAGUUUGCUGGAUUUCUUAAAAGACGGAGAAGGAAGAGCUUUGAAGUUACCGAAUUUGGUGGACAUGGCAGCCCAGGUGGCUGCGGGGAUGGCGUACAUCGAGCGGAUGAAUUACAUACACAGGGACCUGCGCUCUGCAAACAUUCUGGUGGGGAAUGGCCUUAUAUGCAAGAUUGCUGACUUUGGGUUGGCAAGACUGAUCGAGGACAACGAAUAUACAGCCAGACAAGGUGCAAAGUUUCCCAUUAAAUGGACUGCCCCAGAAGCAGCAUUGUAUGGAAGGUUCACAAUAAAGUCAGAUGUGUGGUCUUUUGGGAUCUUGCUGACAGAGCUGGUUACAAAAGGGAGAGUGCCAUACCCAGGCAUGAACAACCGUGAAGUCUUGGAGCAAGUAGAGCGUGGCUACCGGAUGCCGUGUCCUCAGGACUGUCCCAUCUCCUUGCAUGAGCUGAUGAUCCACUGCUGGAAAAAAGACCCAGAGGAGCGUCCAACUUUUGAAUAUUUGCAGGGUUUCCUUGAAGACUACUUCACUGCAACAGAACCCCAGUACCAGCCCGGAGACAACCUGUAAAUCCCCUGGUCUCCAGACACUAUCAUGAAUUACCAGGGGGUUCCUGCCCCACCUUUGCCCUUCGGCUUCCCCAGAGCGCAACAUCGUCCUCCAGCACCGCUGCCGCGCACAGGAGGGGGCUGAAGCCGGGAACUUCUGCAGCCCUUACCUAUGACCACUUGUCCUAAUACUCUGAAUGUCCUGGAUGAAAAGGAGAGAAA